UAGGUGGGUUAGCCUAGCAGACGACGGGUCGGCGGCCGCAGCAGACAGCGCAUAGCCAGCGUCGCUUGCGGGCGCUCGGUAGCGAGCGUUUCAAAUCGGUUGGCGAAAUCGGUUCGCGUUGCCGCGCGCAAAGGGCAAAGUCGCAGGAGUUCGUCGUCGAGGAGUUUGACUGCGUGCGUGACAGCACCACGUAACAGACGCGAUGGAUGCCGAGGCGUUCCUGGACAUGGCCAACCAGGUCAUCAAGCUGAAAAUGUUCCCGUACUUCGACAUAGCGCAUUGCGUACUGUGCGCGCUGCACGUCCGGGAGGACCUAGGACCCGGUGCGCAAGCCUUUUCUCGUAAGCAUCCUUUAUCAUGCUGGCUGUCGACAAUGCUGGUCGUUUUUGCGAGCGGUAUGCUGUGCAACGGAUUAUUAGGGGAACCUAUACUCGCACCUUUGAAAAAUACGCCACAAGUGAUAGUUGCUACUGUUGUUUGGUAUGUGAUAUUUUACACGCCGUUUGACAUUGGUUAUAAGGUAGCCAAGUUCUUGCCAGUAAAAAUAGUGUGUUCAGCUAUGAAAGAAAUUUAUAGGUGUAAAAAGGUAUACGAUGGAGUAACUCAUGCGGGGAAACUUUAUCCAAAUGCAUAUCUGAUUAUGAUAUUGAUUGGCACGCUCAAAGGUAAUGGAGCUGGAUUUACGAAAUUAUUCGAACGUCUUAUACGUGGUGUAUGGACACCGACGGCGAUGGAAUUCAUGCAACCUAGUUUUCCCACGAAAGCAUCGAUGGUUGCAUCGAUUAUCUUUGUGUUAGAUAAGAAGACUGAUCUCAUUUCUGCACCUCAUGCUCUCGUGUACUUCGGCAUUGUUAUCUUCUUUGUCUAUUUCAAGUUAUCAUCAAUAUUGCUUGGCAUUCGUGAUCCGUUCGUGCCAUUUGAAAAUCUGUUCUGCGCCUUGUUCCUGGGAGGAAUUUGGGAUUCGCUGGCUAAGUUGCUGGGCCGCGGCCAGGCUAAAGACGAAAAGGCGGACACAAAGAAAACAAAUUAAAUGAUAAAGAUCAUUCUGCAAGAAAUAUCAUUUUGCAAGCCAGCGUCAGCUACUUAAGAAAUAACAAAACUAUUUGAAGCUAGUCAGAUGACAGCAGAGUUAUUAUGUGACUCUUGACAAAUCAUCAAAGUUGGAAGUACAAUAAUUUCUCGUAUAUUCUACAUAUAAAUAUAUCUAUGUAUACGUACAUAAUUUAAUAUGGCGGAAGUUACUCAACGUUUAAAGUGUGUGUCUUAUAAAAGUAUUGACAGUAUUAUUUUAAAUGAUGUUCAACCGCAAAUGUACUCUAUCCCGCAUCAUUUGUUUCUCUCUCUCUCUCUCUCUCUCUCUCUCUCUCUCUCUCUCUCUCUCUCUCUCUGUGCACUCGUAAAUUAAUCAAGCGAUUUUACAAGCACGUAUUUUAUGUAGAACUUUGCUUUUGUUAAUAACUGUAAAUAUUACGUGCGGGUUACUUAUCUUUAGUAUGAAUUAUUAUCGAGUGUGAUAAGAAACACGAUUCAAUCAGCAAGCACCAGAAGUGUGUUCCAUGUGCCAAGUUUGAUAGUACAUCUUAUCUAACUUUUAAUCCGUUAUCAAGUUUGUGGUGCAGUGAUGUGACUUUUAUCGCUGUAUAAAUGCAUGUUAGGAUACAUUUUAGCAAUUUGAAACAUGCAUCUUACACUGAUGAAACUUGUCUUACUCGCUCGUAAUAAUAUUUCUACGGAAAGGAAAUAAAUCUCUCUACUCAGGAUAAAUAAGAUUUCCAUGAUAUUAUCACGAAUUUGUAAAUCAUAUAAAGCGAACUAUAUAAGGCAUCGCUGUGCAGAAACUAGCAUGUAAAAACGAACAAUACAGGAAAAUAUGUAAAUGUCUUUUAUACUAUUUUAUUAAAUUCAUAUACCGACGUAUCGUGUAUACCAGAAACGCUUGCUUUCAUUCUUAGCGACACAGAUACAUGUACUUUGCAAUUGAGAAUAUCCUGUGUUCUGAUCGUGAAAAUACUUUCGUAUAAUAAAAUGAGAUUUGUGAAAC
Molecule: messenger RNA, 2041 nt
Organism: Ooceraea biroi (clonal raider ant)
Lineage: Eukaryota; Metazoa; Arthropoda; Insecta; Hymenoptera; Formicidae
Product: trimeric intracellular cation channel type 1B.1
Biological process (GO): potassium ion transmembrane transport
Cellular component (GO): membrane
Molecular function (GO): identical protein binding; potassium channel activity
Source: RefSeq, a predicted model, not a curated record